GUCACAUUCGGAUUGCUCCUGCUGCCUCACAUACACUAACCCAACCAUCUUGGGGUGGACUCCCUGCCAGCCCAACUGUUGUAUUUUCAGUUCUUCCAGUGUGAAUCAGUUAAUAUUCUCGGGAACGAGGGAGAGGUUGAUCCUAUGAGGAAAUCAACCACAGUGAAAAGGCUUGGGCCGCUUUUGUUUUCACCUCCUUUUGUUGAACAAAUUUGAUUUCCGGAGUCAGUCAUUUUACUGUCAAGAAAUUUCUUCGGCAUUCUGCAACAGUUUCCAACGUGGCUAGAUCCAUCAGAAACUGAAGCCGUGGAGAACGCUCUCGGGGCCUUUGCCACUUCUUGGAGUAGAAGCCGACAGAGAGCUGUUUGGAAACUUCUCCUUCACACACCAGUUGAAGACUAGGCUUUGGAGGUUUUCAAAGCAGACGGUGCUUGGAUGGGCAGGGAGAAGUAACAUUCUGCAAAUCGCCGUCAGAGGUCCUGAGGACACAGACCUACCUGGCUUGCAUUCCCCUUGCUGAAUGGCGUGUGCUGCAGCUGCCCACUGAGGGCUCUUUUCCCUGGGAUUCUGGACUUGAGAGUAGGACGGCAGGCUGGGAAGAUGCUGAGUUCUAUCAAGUGCGUGUUGGUGGGUGACUCUGCUGUGGGGAAAACCUCUCUGUUGGUGCGCUUCACCUCCGAGACCUUCCCGGAGGCCUACAAGCCCACAGUGUACGAGAACACAGGGGUGGACGUCUUCAUGGAUGGCAUCCAGAUCAGCCUGGGCCUCUGGGACACAGCCGGCAAUGAUGCCUUCAGAAGCAUCCGGCCCCUGUCCUACCAGCAGGCAGACGUGGUGCUGAUGUGCUACUCUGUGGCCAACCAUAACUCAUUCCUGAACUUGAAGAACAAGUGGAUUGGUGAAAUUAGGAGCAACUUGCCCUGUACCCCUGUGCUGGUGGUGGCCACCCAGACUGACCAGCGGGAGAUGGGGCCCCACAGGGCCUCCUGCGUCAAUGCCAUGGAAGGGAAGAAACUGGCCCAGGAUGUCAGAGCCAAGGGCUACCUGGAGUGCUCAGCCCUUAGCAACCGGGGAGUACAGCAGGUGUUUGAGUGCGCCGUCCGAACUGCCGUCAACCAGGCCAGGAGACGAAACAGAAGGAGGCUCUUCUCCAUCAAUGAGUGCAAGAUCUUCUAAACCCCAAGAGACUUCACACAACACUUAUGUAUGCACCCCAAAGACUAAUGGGGAGAGGGAGGGCUGGGAAGCCAGGAAAGCUUGGUGUUUUCUCUGGGUACACCCCAAGAAGCGUCUCCUUUUGGAUACAGUUAUUGAUGAGGCUUGGCCACUGGAUGUUUUCACUAACUACACUCUACAAGUGAACUCCUUGCCCAGGCCAGUUAGAAAAUCCCUUGGGGAACUGUAAUGAAUAUUCCAUCUUUGAUUAAAAAAGUGAAAUAGUCUCCAUAAUUUUGGACGAUGAAGUGAGUUUUUCAAAGAAUUCCAUAUUUAAAGACACAUUUUAUUUAACUAAUAACAAAAUGUAUUACUUUUGUAUAUAUUUAGUUUUCACACUUGGAAAAUCUUUUCCUACAUCCUCGAAAACAUAAACUCCUCUGUGAGUGAAAUGCUUGUAUGAAGCUCUGCCAUAUAUUUGUAGUGUUAUUAUUUUCACCUCAAGUAGAAAGUCUGUUGAAACCACUUGGCUGCUGGAUUUAAAUGGGUAAUCAAAUUUAAAAAUGACCAUAAAUGAAUCUUUGCAGUUUGUUUUCUACUUACCUGUUAUUCAGAGUUGGAUAUAAAAUACAGUUCCAUAAGAUAUCCUAAUACUGCCUAAUGAUUUUAAAGUUAUCACUAUAUUUUUCUGAAAUGAUAAAACAUCAUUCAUUUAUUUACUAUAUUGUCUUUCACUCAACUCCAGUUAUGCACUAAAUAUUCUCCUCUCAUUCACCAAGAUUGAUUGAAACACCAUCUUUCAGGUAGAGAAUCAGACUGCUCCAAGCAAUGGCAACAGAACUUGGAACAGAAGCGAGAGAGUGUCACUUUCACUUCUGGUAGGGUGGUUCCCAGGCGACUGCAGGUCCUGUGAAAGACAGGGGUCUCAAAGUUCUGUUAAUUUCACAAAUUUGUUAUAAAUUUGUCUAAACUGAGCUGUUGUGGCAACAUAAUUUAUUAAUUGUAAGGUCUAGUUAGGAUUAUUGGGGGGUAUCUACAUAUAUAUGUGUAUGUAAGAGAAAAAAGGUAGAAUUUACAGCCUUCAAAAAAGAAAAAUCAAAUUCCAAGCACAGGAAAAAGAAAGCUAUAUAGCAACUGCUCAGAUAACAGAAAGUUAUCAGGGGAAAUAGUGAAUAAAUAGACACACACAUACUCGCACACAACCUGCUCUCACACACACAGCUCAAACCGCAUUCUAUCGAAUAGUUUAAAAGCAAUGGUGUUGCCCAUCUGUUAAAGUGGAGAAUAGAGGACUACAUAACUUAAGGUAGAAAUUGCAAAGGCUGGGUUGGGCAGGGCGCGGUGGCUCACGCCUAUAAUCCCAGCACUUUGGGAGGCUGAGACGGGUGGAUCACGAGGUCAGGAGUUCAAGACCAGCCUGGCCAACAUGGUGAAACCCCGUCUCUUCUAAAUAGUAGCUAAAAAUUAGCUGGGUGUGGUGGCACAUGCCUGUAGUUCUAGCUACUCAAGAGGCUGAGGCAAAGAAUUGCUCGAACCCGGGAGGCGGAGGUUGCAGUGAGCCGAGAUCGCACCACUGCACUCCAGCCUGGGCAACAGAGGGAGACUCCAUCUCAAAAAAAAAGAAAAAAAAGAAAGAAAUUGCAAAGGCUGGCACCUAGAUAGAUCAAUCAAUUACUGCCCUAAUCAAAACUUAAAAAAACUCUGAACCACCUUUAUGAAGGUACAUCAUUGUUAUGGGGUAACGUGACUAUUACACACAAAAGGUAAGGUGGCUAGCAUAAAUGACUUCGAUUAGAAUUAUGUUGACAUAGCCAAACCAUUUCUCUGUUCCCUUGUGUGGUCAAUUCCUUAUAGCUGUAAUCAGUAUCAAAAACCAAAUGUGUGCUCAUUCACACAUUGCUUUCUCCUUCUCUCUCUCCUCCUAUCCACAGCCAGUAAAAGGCCUGGGACCGGGGUCUUGAUCUCUGGUGGCAGGAUUGCCUCGGUUCCCUGGGGCUGACACAGCUGCCUUCACCCAGACUUCUCAGCUCUCCAGGCUGUGGCUUGUACUUACCUCUAAGUCACCCGCCUCCCUUGAUUGGAGAGCCCGUGUCUCUAGUUCUCAGCUCAGGGUUGGGGGUCUUGAAAGAUGACCGGGCAGGGGAGGGGAAGGGAUCUCAUAUCCUCUGAUAUCCCUGGGAUUCUCUUCUUCUCCCUCAACACACAGAGUCUUAAAUCACGGAUGCGGGUGUUCAGGGCCAGCCUUUGCGGUGAGAGGUAUUUAACAUUGUCAGUGGGAAGGAAUUUCUAUUCACUGCAGUGGGCUGUCCCCCAGGCUUUUCUUUCUCUCUUGUUGAAGAGAGAUGGGGGUGGUAUCUGAAAGUGGGAAGGGCCACCGUACAUGAUCCUAAGUGAGGGAAGAGGAGGUGGUUCCACGGUGGCAGCAGAGCAGGAAGGGAAGGCCAGAGAGGGCACACUCAAAUGGCUUUGCUGUCACCUGGGCAAGGGCACACAGGUGAGACCUCCACCUGUUGGCGGGAGCCAAGCUUAACAGCUCCCUCUGGGAACCCUCACACCUGAGACCAGGAAUCUGUGUGUAAACCCUUUCCAGUGGCGGAAUCUGGCAGAAAUGGAGCCGAUAAGUGUCUGUCUUCCUGCUAGACUGCUGUUCUUGAAGGUAGCACUGCCUCCUGGUCUCCUCAGUGUCCCCAGAGCUCAGCACAGGGAAGGCAAUGGAGGUAAAGUUGUGUUAAACUGAAAUGGAGAGAAAGACAGUAAUUGGGCUUCUGUGCCACACAGUGGUUAUAGAGAGGAAGCAGACCCUCACCAGCCUUGUAGAGGUAAGAAGAAAAAUAGGUCAUAUGGGUAGAAUCCGUGUGUUGUGUGUUCUACAUAAGCACAUACUUACUUUUGCCUGCCUAGAUGCAGACACAGGUUUCUUAUACUUCAAAAUUUGUGGUACCUUUUUGUAGACUAUUGCAUAUCGAUUCUUAACUAUUCUAAGUAGCAGCAUUAAAUAUGUUCUUGAUGACAUUAAAGAGUUAAUUUUCA
Molecule: messenger RNA, 4185 nt
Organism: Gorilla gorilla gorilla (western lowland gorilla)
Lineage: Eukaryota; Metazoa; Chordata; Mammalia; Primates; Hominidae
Gene: RHOH
Product: ras homolog family member H
Exons: 3
Coding region: 601-1176 (191 amino acids)
Biological process (GO): small GTPase-mediated signal transduction
Molecular function (GO): GTPase activity; GTP binding
Source: RefSeq, a predicted model, not a curated record